CACGUGACCGCAGCGGCUGCCUGUACAGUAAGGACCCAAUAUGGCAGCGGCGGUAGCAGUGGCAACGGCAGCAGGAGGACCGGCCGCCCCAUAGACCCCCGCCCCCCCCCUCCGCGCACCACCCCCGCCGCUUCCUCUGCUUGGGUGCUCCUCGGACCUGACUUCCCCUUUCUCCCACUUUUCCCGGCACCGCGGGAAAAGCAUCGCAGGGCAGAGCAGGCAGGGAGGGCGGCCGGAGCCCGGACACGGGAGCCUCCCAGUCAGUUCAAGACCCGACAUGAGGGAAAAGGGCCGUAGGAAGAAGGGCAGGACCUGGGCGGAGGCCGCCAAGACGGUCUUAGAAAAAUACCCCAAUACACCCAUGAGUCAUAAAGAAAUUCUUCAAGUUAUCCAGAGAGAAGGACUAAAAGAAAUCAGAAGUGGGACUUCCCCUCUUGCAUGCCUGAAUGCAAUGUUGCACACAAACUCCCGAGGUGAAGAGGGCAUCUUCUAUAAGGUUCCAGGUAGAAUGGGCGUAUAUACUUUGAAGAAAGAUGUGCCGGAUGGGGUGAAAGAGCUAUCAGAAGGUUCAGAAGAAAGCAGUGAUGGUCAGUCAGAUUCCCAGAGUUCUGAGAACAGCAGCAGCAGCAGUGAUGGUGGCAGCAACAAGGAGGGAAAAAAGAGCAGGUGGAAAAGGAAAGUAUCGUCUAGACUGUCACAACCAUCCUCUCCCCAGUCAGGCUGCCCAUCACCUACCAUUCCAGCAGGUAAAGUCAUUUCUCCAUCACAGAAGCACAGCAAGAAGGCACUAAAACAGGCUCUAAAACAGCAACAGCAGAAGAAGCAGCAGCAACAGCAAUGCAGGCCAAGCAUGUCCAUCUCCUGCAACCAGACUCUCUCCCUGAAGACUGUCAAAGCAACCAGUGACUCUGUUUCUGCCAGGCCUGCAAUGUGGGAAGGAAAGCCAUCUGAUGGCCAGUCAAGCAGCCCUCAGAACUCAAAUUCUAGCUUUUCUUGUUCAGUUCAAGUGGAAAAUCCCUUGCUAGGCUUGGGGAAGAAGUCAUUCCAGAGGUCUGACAGGCUCCACACAAGGCAAAUGAAAAGGACUAAAUGUGCUGAAAUUGAUGUUGAGACACCAGACUCCAUUCUGGUUAACACAAAUCUACGAGCACUGAUCAACAAACACACCUUUUCAGUCCUUCCUGGAGAUUGCCAGCAGCGACUGCUUUUACUCCUUCCAGAGGUGGAUCGUCAGGUUGGUCCAGAUGGUCUGAUGAAGUUAAAUGGCUCAGCCCUUAACAAUGAGUUCUUCACUUCAGCAGCCCAAGGCUGGAAGGAACGACUCUCAGAAGGUGAGUUUACACCUGAGAUGCAGGUGAGAAUUCGACAAGAGAUUGAGAAGGAGAAAAAAGUAGAGCCAUGGAAAGAACAAUUCUUUGAAAGCUACUAUGGUCAGAGUUCUGGCCUGAGCCUUGAGGAUUCAAAGAAAUUAACAGCCUCGCCCAGUGAUCUCAAAGUAAAGAAAACCCCAGCAGAGCAACCAAAAUCCAUGCUUCCUUCAGACGCCUCACCUGCCAGUACAGUCCCAGUGAUUCCCCAGUUAGAGUCUAUAGAAGAAGUGGCACAAGCACCAUCCCCAGUAAGGAAGGAAGAGCAUGAAAGCCAAGAUCUGGUGCCGCCGAACUCGAAGCCCACAGAGCCCCUACUGUCCUCAGCAAGCAAUACCCAAGAGCUUGGCGGCACUGUUCCCAUCAAGUGCCCUAAGGAUGAUGAGCUCUUGGAGCAGAAGCCAGUUGCCUCUGUUGAACAGGAGUCUGAGAAAGAGAAUCAUCUCACUACAGUUUCUAAUUACAACAAAGAUGAAAGCCAAGGAGCUUUAGUUACAUCCCCAAACAAACCCAAGAGUCCUGGGGUGGAUAAGCCAGGAAUGAAGCCCAUAGUGGAAACAGGUCCACAGGAGACCAGUAUGAAAGAACCUCCAUCAGCUCUGACCGAUCACAGCCCAGAGAGCCUUAAGAGGAAAUCUUGUCUCCUUCAAGAAGAGGCCCCUGUGAGCUGGGAGAAAAGGCCGCGUGUCACUGAGAAUCGCCAGCACCAGCAGCCAUUUCACGUCUCGCCACAGCCCUUUCUCAGUAGAGCAGACAGGAUCCAGGUGCGAAAAGUACCGCCUCUCAAGAUACCUGUCUCCAGAAUCUCCCCCAUGCCUUUUCCUACAUCGCAGGUCUCUCCCAGGGCUCGUUUUCCAGUCUCCAUCACUAGUCCUAACAGAACAGGAGCCAGAACUCUUGCAGACAUCAAAGCAAAAGCCCAGCUGGUCAAAGCACAGAGGGCAGCAGCCGCCGCCGCCGCCGCCGCUGCCGCCGCCGCCUCGGUUGGAGGGACCAUUCCAGGACCUGGCCCGGGGGGUGGACAAGGUCCAGGAGAGGGUGGUGAAAGGAAGCCUGCUAGAGGAGGGAGUCCAGACUCAGACAGAGCCCGUGAACCCGGAAAGGGCCCCGCACUGGAAUUGGCAGGAACUGGAAGCAGGGGAGGUACGAGAGAGCUUUUACCCUGUGUUCCAGAGACUCAGCCCCAGUCUGAGACCAAGACCCCAGACCAGGCUCAGCCUCAUAGUGUCUCUGGAGCACAACUACAGCAAACCCCCUCAGUGCCUCCAACACCUGCCAUCAGUGGAGCACGCACAAGUGUCCCAUCACCAGCCCACACUCACGCACCCCCACCAGCUGUAGGGAAGCUGAGUAAUGAAAAACUGAAUCCCACCAGGGCAACAGCCACAGUGGCCUCUCUUACCCACCCACAAGGGCCCAACGAUUGCAGACAGGAGAAAGCGCCUUCUGCUCCGACAGAUUCUGCUCUCCUCUCUGGUGCCUCGCCUGUUCGUUUUGCAGCUGACGGCACAGUUGAGCCCAGAGUAGGUUCUAGUAAGAAUAUACCAGACCCUUCAGCCUCAGCAGAGACAACUGCUAGUACGUCAGUGGAUAUGACUCCCUCUCCUUUAACAUCUUUAUUAACAGCAGCCACUUUAGAAAAGCUUCCUGUACCCCAGGUCAGUGUGACUGUAGCACCUACCGGAUCAGCUCCGUCCUCGAGCACUUUGCCAGUAGCUUCUAGCCUUAAAACUCCAGGAACUUCUUCAAAUAUGAAUGGACCCAUUUCAAGGCCAAGCUCUAGUAUCCCUGCGAAUAAUCCUUUGGUCACUCAGCUGCUUCAGGGCAAAGAUGUUCCCAUGGAGCAAAUUCUGCCCAAACCUCUCACCAAAGUUGAAAUGAAAACUGUUCCACUGACCACAAGAGAGGAGCCGGGGGUAGGAGCCCUCACAGGCACCAACGCAACAGAGAUCAGCAGAGAGGAAGUUAGUGAGAGGCAGUCUCGCCCAGCUCUACAGCCGCUGGGUAAAACCUUGCAAAAUAAGCAGCUCCCCCAGGUUCCAAGAUCCCUCCAGCUCUUGACAGGUAAGGAUCUGAGGGACUCUAGCAUUGACACACACCAAUACCAGGAAGGACUAAAUAAAGCCACUCAAGAUCAGAUCCUUCAGACUCUCAUCCAGAGGGUUCGGAGGCAGAAUGUUCUCCCGUUUGUGCAGCCCUCCCAGUUCAGCUUCACUCACUCAGGUUUCCAGUUAGAGGAUAUCUCCACAAGCCAGAGGUUCAUGUUGGGUUUUGCUGGCAGAAGGACAUCAAAGCCUGCAAUGGCAGGUCACUACUUACUUAACAUUUCCACCUAUGGCCGGGGUUCAGAGAGCUUUAGGAGGACCCAUUCUGUAAACCCUGAAGACCGUUUUUGUCUAAGUAGCCCCACUGAGGCCUUGAAAGUGGGAUAUACAGACUGUAAAAAUGCAACAGGAGAUAGUAGCAGCGGCAAAGAAGAAGAUACUGAUGAGGAAAGUACUGGUGAUGAGCAAGAACCCAUCAUGGUGAAGGAGGAGCCCCAGGCUUCCCAGGGUUCUGGCAAGUGUGAAGCAAGUUCAGGACCCCACAGUAGAGAGACCCCAUCCACCAAUGAUUGUUUAGCAAAAAAGAAUGUGAAGGCGGAGACACCAGUGCAUGAGCAAACCACUUUAAGCAAGGAGAAUUACCUGUUCCCUAGAGGCCAAACAUUUGAUGAAAAAACCCUAGCCCGAGAUUUUAUUCAGGCAGCACAGAAACAAAUAGCUCAUGCAGUGAGAGGGAAGACGAUGCGUAGCAGCCCUGAGCUUUUCAGUUCUGCUCUCCCUCUGACUGCAGACAGUCCCACCCAUCAGCCUCUCCUCCUUCCGCCACUGCAAACCCCAAAGCUAUAUGGAAGCCCCACACAGAUUGGGCCAAGCUACAGAGGCAUGAUCAAUGUCUCCACCUCGUCUGACAUGGACCCUAACUCUGCUGUACCGGGGAUGCCUGACUGUAGCCAAGUAUCUAGCAACGUAGGUGAUGUCAUGUCCUUUUCAGUGACUGUCACUACUAUCCCUGCUAGCCAAGCUAUGAAUCCCAGCAGCCAUGGCCAGACCAUUCCUGUUCAGGCCUUUCCUGAAGAGAACAGCAUAGAGGACACACCUUCGAAAUGUUACUGCCGAUUGAAAGCCAUGAUCAUGUGCAAGGGGUGUGGAGCAUUCUGCCACGAUGAUUGCAUCGGCCCCUCUAAACUUUGUGUCUCCUGCCUUGUCGUUCGGUAACGAGACUAGAAAGAGAACAUGCUGUAAAGGAGGCAGGAAGGGAAGGGUUGACGAGAUGUGUUUUUUGCAUCCUUUGGGAAUCACAGAAAUAAAUAAGGAGGUUUCAGUUGUCUUGAGAGACAAAUGUUACUUAAUCAGGAAUACAGAGUGCAGAUCUUACAUUUUAGAGGAAGAGCACCUUGUAUAGUAAGUCUAGGUCAAGCAAGACUUUGUGAAUUUGUGACAAGUUUGCACUUACAAAAUCAUGUAAAUAUGUCACAUUUUGUUUUAACGUUUUUCCAGCUGUUUAGGUAAUGAUGUAUUACUUUAAAUUCAGAUUUAUGUUCUGCUUCAUGUGACUCUGAGAAAACUUUAAUGCCAUGCAUGGUUACAGGAAGCUGUCUCUUUUCUGUCCUUUCCUAAGUAGCCAGGAAAAGGAAGGAGUUGAAGGGAUGGUCUGGAGAAAUGACCAUUCAAGCUGAUUAUGUCAUGACAGUCUGACUGCAGGCUUUACAUGGAUUAUUCAGCCUUUGCAGAAUCUGGAGUCAGGGUUUGCUCAGUCCCUUUAUCUUAGACAGGAAGAACCUUCUUAAGUUCAAAUUUUUGAUAAGAUGUUAAUUUCACAGGUAGUAUUUCAGACUCCAAAAGCUCUUGACCUGGUUCUUGGCUUCCACAAACCCGUGCUGUUGCCAAGCUCUCUGCUUGCAGUUUGUGGAUCCCUGCCCUCAAGUCCCACUACCCUGCCCUGAGACUGUGAAUGUGGCCCAUAAAGGGGAUGCCUCUCCGGGCCCCUGCUGUUACUGUCGCCUGUGCAGGGCAGCAGUUCUGGCAAUAACAUCCAAGUACUUUGUCAGUCGUGGAGCUUACAAACAGGUAGGAAAUACUAGGACAAAAGUAACAAAUAAUAUUAAUGAUGGGGUGAUUUGAACUAUGUGUUUUGUUGGGCAAAGGAGUAAAAGUGCAGAAAUUGUUAAACUGAACAUACAGACCUUUGGAAAACGGUUUUAACACUAGAAACAAGGUAGUCUUUCUUUUCCUCUUCUUGCCCAACCCGUUCCCUGAUGUUCUGUAGUCCUGCUGUCGCUGCAGGAAGAAAAGCCCUUGGCUGUCACAUUUGCCCGUUCUGUUAAGCCUGUUUGGACCUCCCAGGCAUCUGAGGAGUAUGGAAGAACCUUGUUCUAUAUGACUCUGAACACAGUGUGCACGCAUACAGUAAAAGUUAGACACUUUUCCUGUUUGAGAAAACCUGUCCUCUAUUUUGGAUUGCUGGUAUCUAUGCACUAGAGAUUUCUAAUGUAAAGGGGCCUCAGUAAAUGGCUAAGGGAACAUCUAGAAAGGAGAAAUUAGCUUCACAGUUUUGUUAUUUGUUUUUGUUGACUUUUUUUGUUUCCUUUUUUAUUCUUUUAAAUCUUGUCUCUAAUGACUGAAGAGUUUUUGAGUACAUAUAUUUAGGUCAUGGUUAAAGAACAUUAGAAUAAAUCUACAGUUUAUCAGAAUUUGGUAUCGAAGAAUUGGGUGUUGUCAAUGUGCAUCUUUUGCAUAUUGAUUUUAAGUUUCCUAAUUUCAAGUGUAUAAAGUAAAAAUAUUAUUGCAACCUAGUACACUUGUGGUUGUACUUAGUAUUCAGGAUGUGAUAUUUACCAUAUGCAGAACAGUGUAAACUUAUUAAGUCACAUUCCAGAUUAGGAGAAAGUAGACAGUAACACUCUUCCCCAUUCUGUUACCCAUUCCCCUCCUUGCCCCAUAAUAUACAUGCUUGUAAUACUUUUGAACCCCAUAAGAAACUUACUGCUACACUAUUCUUCAGUUUUUGUUUUUGUUAAGUUUUUGCGACCCAAGGCAAAUACAAGAUUAAUAUCUGUGUUCCAGUUUCAGCUGAGACAAUAGGAUGCCCUCCUAACUUCCCGUUUUCUUCGUGGCUUAAAAAUAUGAAGGCUGCAAGGAUACAGGGGUAAGGAUUAAGUUCUCCAGCCAAGAUCCAGUAGGAAACAGAAACCAUGCUUCUGUUCCCCAGACUGUCAGUACCCUGGACAGUCCAAGGGAGGGAGUUCAAAGCACCUAUUGCUGGGUUAGACUCCCCAUACUUAGCUUCUUCACUCCCUGUGUCCGUGCCAGGACCGAAGGCGGUCUGUGCGCUGGAAGUGCCUGAGUGAUUCAGAACGGACCCCAUGCUGAACGUUAAUUACCAGUUUGGAUUGAUCAACGUGAGUUUUCUUCUUUGCGCCUUUGCUGUCAUAGAAAGUCUCUCUUCCAUGGUUCUCCUAAUCUGAGGUUGGACAGACUAACCAGGAAAGGAGGAAACGUAUCAGGGAUUUUCAAGUCCACUUGGAGAGCAGACCGUAUUGUGCCUCUUCAUCUUGACCAGGCUCUUGCAGAUAGGCCCUAAGCAUUAUGAUUCCCCAGAUUCUCCUAACAAAUAAUACUCAGCUAAUGAAAUAUUUGCAUUUACGAAUGUCCCUAAAACAGAAUUUGUCGUCUAGGUACACUGCCUCAAUCUUGACAAAAUGAGAGAAUAGAUUCUCUUGGGUUGGUAGUAAAUUAAAUACAACCCAUUUGUCAGUUCGUUUCAAAACAGUGGUUUCAGGUAGAAAGUCAUUUUAAGAGCUGAACAGAAAAGCAAGAGCAACAAUCCAACCGUAUUACAAUCUGACUCUUUUGAAAAUGAAGCAGUAGGAACAAGAAAGAUCUUUGUGUUGUUAAGAGCAUGGGACUCCAGUACCUUUGAAGCAGUUUUUAUCUUAGGUUUUCAGAGUUGCUUUACCUUUCAGUUCAAUCUGAAAGGUUGUGGAUAAGUGCUAAGCUUAUUUUUGUGGUAUGUAGUUGCACUAUUUCCAGUGACUAGUCAGGCAUUGUGCCUGAUGCUUAUACCUCCAGGGUAUGCUUCUCAGCCUUCAGAUACCUUCCUUUGUAGGUCACCUUGGGGAAAGAGCAUUAACAAUAAUCAUCUCAGUCUUACUUAACGAAUGUUCUGAGUUGUCUAGUAGAGAAGGCUCCCUGAAUCUUAAAAAAAAAUUUCCAUAAAAAUUCUCCAGCCUAUUAAACAAAAUAAAGCCAAAUAACCUGGAGUGUUUGCCCUACUAUUCCUUAAACCCUGUGCUCAAGAUACUGAAACUAUAUGUGAUGUCCCAUGUAACAUUUCUAAGAAUAAGAUCUGGCAAAUGGGACGUUUUUCUUGGGGUAGGGGAAGCAUACUAGCAUGGGCUGGGAAGGCACCCAGAUGUAUGUGUUUUAGGAAUUCUCUCAGAUUUAAAUAAAUAGCCAAAGGAAGACCUCGUUGCCUUCUGGGUGAAGGUGUAAAUUCACAUGUAUUAAUAACCUGACAGUGACCAUCCUAAUUGCUUAUUAAUUGCCUUUCUCUACCUUAGAGUCCUUAAAGAACUGUUCGGUGAAAUGAUUUGUUAUAAUGAGGGGGGGGUCUUCUCUGGUCAAUACACCACUAUUUAUUUCUAGAACUCACUGUCCGUGAGCAGCGCCAGGGUUUUCUCUGUGACCUAGAGGUUUCACUUUCACAGCAAGGAGGGAAAAGUUCCCAUUGCAUUACAACAACGUGCUAAGUAAAAAACUUGGCCAGUGGUAGCUUUCAGCUCAAUUUGUAGAAUAGUCCAAAGAGACUCUGAGAAACAUGAUGAUAGGCAGGGAUCUUUCCUGCCAUGUUUCAGUACCUACAUACCUAUUGAAAGGGAACAAUAGGUGAAACAUUUCCUAAAGUUGAAGUAAGAGCUUCAUAGAUUCUUGGUUACUUUAUUUUUUUUAAUGCUUUACAUUUGAUACAACUAUUAAAGAUCAAUUUUAAAAAUAGCUUUCCAGUAAUAUAUUUUAAGUAAUAUAUAUUUUAAUAUCUAUGUAAAAAGUGACAGUGGAAGACUUUGAAUUUCUCAUAUAUGGUAUGUUUAAUGUAGGACCUCACUGUUAAGGCACAAAUUAUUACAAAGGAAGUUACUCUAAAGACACUCAGAUUAUUUCCGAGAAAUGCAAUAAGGGGAAUAGUUUUGAAGUUUAUUUUUUAUUUUAAAAGAAAAUCAACUUAUUUACCACAAGCUAUUUUUUUUCCCUUCUGGCUUAUAAGGUUUGUACAGACUGGUUUGGUAAAUGCUAAACUUUUGUGUCUUUUGCCUUUUUAAAGGAAUUGUUAACAUUGGAAUUGAGGGUAUGUACAGAGAAGUUGGUGUCAACACCAUUUAAAAAGUCAUAUUUUUUCACAAAUAUAGAAAAAUCAUUUUACAUAAGAAUUUUAAGUAUUUGCAAUAAAUAUAUGUAUAUAGAUUGUAUGUAUUCAUAUAUUCUUAUUUUUCAUUUUAUUAUUAAGUAAAAGAUAAUUAAAGUGAAAAUAAAAACCUUGGAGUUUUUGGUGAAUCUUGAGGUCUGACAUCCAUCUGAGAGCGGUGUGGGUAAGGGCCCUCAGCUGUUGCCUUAUAUUAUCAUUGGAAGAUUACCACAGAUUGUAUAGAGGAGUGAAAUGAGGAAUUUGGUGAUAAACAUAUCAGGGUAGCGUAUUUCUUUCAGAAUUCUAGUAAAAAUGUUAAAUUCACCGUAUCUGUCUGUCUCUGUUUUCACCCUUGAACUGUUCUGUCUCUUAACCACCUGGUGUUCCUGGGAACGUUCAACACAGACAAACACAAAAACAUGGUGUGCCCACUGUUUGCUUCUGUAACAAAGAACGGUAAGAAAAUAUCUCAGGGGGAAAAUAGGUUUUUCUUUCUCAACAAUGGUUAAUGAUUCAUUAGCAAACAUUUGCUGCCAUCACCUUACAAGCAGUAGGACUACGUGAAGAAAUAAUCUCGUGAAGGUAAUUGAAAACUUUUUUUCUGUUUCCCAGUUCUUCUCUAAGAAGUGAAUUUCCUAAGCAGUUCUGUAUCCUUCCUGAUUUAUCUGGAGAGGGAGUUUCCUAGCCAGUUUUAGGUCCUUGCUGGUUGAUCUUGAGAGCUAGAAGAGCUAGGAGAACUUGGGUUUUGAACUGCCCAGUGUCGGGAAGGGCAAUUAUGCAAAUACGGAAUGAGCCAAAUAUUAGGAGAGCUUAACUGCCCAUGGUCCCAUACCUACAGAUAGUCUGCAAUCCUGUUCAAGAGAAUUUUGUGGUUGCAAAUACUUGGUUUUAGGAUACGAUUGAAGGAGCAAAAUGAUACCUAGAUAGUCUUUGGAAAUAAAGGAAUCUAGCCCAUUCUUUAAAAAUGAAUAAUUUCUAGAUUUAUAUUUUGGAAAUUAAUAAGGAUAUGUAGAAUGCUUUUUAAAAGACAGCCUUAUUAUUUUUCAAAAAUUGACAUUUCAAACAUUGGCGUUGCCCAACGACAUUGAAUAUCGUUUACCCAUCCAAGAGAACAGCACUGUAAAUCUUUGCUGAAAAUGCGCUUUUUUCUAAAGGAAAUUUCUGAAGUCUCAGGGAAUAGCUGCAUCCUCAUAAUUCCCAUAUAAUAAAUAGGAGUGAAGGUGAGAUAUUAAAUGUGUUUACACCAGCCCAUUAUGGCCUUUUACAAAGCCAUCCCCCCAUUUCCAGUAGAUAUAAUUACUUAAAUGGGCCUCCUACCUCACCGAAAGUAAAAUUCAUAUUCAGGUAAUGACAUAGGAGCCUAAAUGUAUAGUUGAUCUGCAGUUGAGUGAGAAAGCAAUAUACCAGAACACAACUUCAGCUUGAAUCCCCAACUGUCCUUUAUUUACAUCACAACCUUAGAAACCUGUGUUCAUUGCUUUUGACACUACUUGACCAUAAAGUGGUCUUUAGAAAUAAGAUUUUGCAUACUGUUUCUAGCUGUUUUUGUGUACAAAUCAUGUUACUCAUUCACAUAUUUCUUGGAGCUCCUACUAUGUGCUAAGCACUACUGAAGUUCAGGUUAUACAAGGGUAAACAAAAGCAGCCAUGUAAAUUGCAAAAGGUCUUCCUAAAGUAGUAGUAGCCAUACAGCGUGUGUCUAGUUAAGGGCUCAAGGAGUAAAUAUGUGCUACAUAUUUCCCAAGACAUAAUGGAAAUUUAAGUGUAAAUGAAUUACAGAGGUGAAGCAUUUGAGGCACUGAGCGAAACAGUGGCAAGACAUGAAGAAAGAAAAGAAAGGCAUUGCCCCUAGGUGAAAUAACAGUGUGGAAGUGAAGAGCCAUGUUAAUAAAAUUUACAUUUUCUAAAAACAAUCAUUGGAAGAUGUAGAAUUCUUAAUAGAAACGUCAAGAAAUUUCUUAGUAACAUCUUAGUUGAAGAGAGAAUCCCUUUCAAUUAAUUCUGGUCAGUGCAUCAGGAAAGAUGCUAUCUGUUAUUCUCAGCUAACCCUUUCUAAUAACAAUUAGGUAAAUAAUGCAGCCUUCCUGUCACUGAUGUUAAAACACAAAGGAAGCUAAAGGGAAUUAAAACUAAAUCUUGAUUUUCGUCUUGUAGUCUGGUGAGAAGGAAAUGUAUCCCUUUAUUUUAUAUUGUUAAAAAUGUUGUAUCCGUGCUUUUUCUCCAAAGUGGAUAAAAUUAGUGUUUUAAAGUUUUUUAUUAUAAUAUCGUAGAACUGGCUUUCCCCUCCCCACCCUCAUCUCUAAGUCACAGAACUUGAGUUAUAAGAAACUUCAGCAGGAUUCUAGACCUAAAAUUUUUAGUGGCCCAAAUUCCCAAUUCUUACUUUGAGACUGUCUGGUGUUUAAAAAAAAAAAAAAAAAGUUUUUAAAGGAUAAAUCAUUGUGUUUUGUUAGUGCUUAUUCUUGAAAUUUCCUUACCAUUUAUCUUUAACCUGAAUUGCUGGAUUUGCAACUCAAAUUCUGUAUGCCAAAAUAAUCCAGAUUCACCUUUCGGUCAAGAAGGUAUUUGGUGUAUUCCACUGUGAAAUGUCUCAGCUUUGUCCAAGAAGCAGGAGGGUGGGUAUCCUAUAUUUUCACAGUAUUUGGUCACCUUAAACAAAAGAUUUGGUUUCUUUUAUAGAGACUUUAUAAACUAAAGAAUUUCUAUACCUCCAUGGAGCUUUCAGUCUUAACCGAUAAAGGGCAUCCUUGGAAAGACUUCCUUAAACUGGGAGGAGGGACUGAGCCUUGAAUGGAGAGCCAGAGACGAUCAGCUGGGCAGAUGGGCUGUGACCACAUAGUGGACUGAGCCUUGAAUGGAGAGCCAGAGACGAUCGGCUGGGCAGAUGGGCUGUGACCACAUAGUGGACUCUCCUGAAGAAUAACUUCCAACUCAAUGUCCCUGGUUCUCCAAACUCAAAGAGGCUAAAGGGAAAUAAAAAACCUACUGAUUUCCAUCGUGACCGCAAAACCCAGAGAAUGCCUAGGGGAGAAGAAAGAUAAACCCAAGAUUGGGUUUAAAAUAGGUUUAAGUAAACUUGGGGUUAUUCUUAACUUUUUUACAAAAUGAUUUUUUUUUUUUUUUUUUUAAGGUUUUGGCUUCACAUAAUGUUACAUUGCCAUGAUCGGAACCAUUUGAUUCCAUUUGAUUCGAGACAUUUUGUAGGCUAAGUAAUGGUUUUCUAUUGAAUCAUCUACUGGCAACUUUUGCUACUGAUCAGGAUUUAGGUCUAUACACCUGUCUGUUAGAUGACACAGAUGUUGCUCAUAAACUCUAUUAAGCCAACUUGAGUCAACAUUGAAUUUUACUAACUUUAAUCAUGGAUCCUCUUUUUAAGUAGUUAAAAUUCAGAUUAGUCCAAUAAGAAAGCAAUGCAUUAAAUGAUAUCAAAAUAUUUGAAGAUACUUUAGAACUAUUUUGCACACAGCCUAUUUCCUUUCUAUGGAAAGUGUGGUACAAAAAAAUGUUACUUUCUUGGGUCAGUUCUUUCUAAGAGUCAGUGUCUGAUGUUUUCAGAUACCUAGAGCUUGGACAUGAUGGAGUUGGACUUUGAACCCCAAGUAAGCAAUUCUCAUUUUAGGAUUUCAGGCAAUAGCAAUUUGAAGACUCUGGUGACCUCAGCUGAACCUAUAUGUAAUCACUUACCGCAAACUUUAAAUUAAUGAAACUCUUCCAGAGUCUCAUAUUUUGGUUUCCUCUUUGUUGCAUAAGGAGACAGAUACUGGGCUGGGAAAGACCUGACAAUUUGCUCUUUGAUAAUAAACUACUGAUUGAAGGCCAAGUUCUUACUGAAUUCACAAAAUAUGUAGAAUCCAUGAGUACAUGACAAAUGAAACUCUAGAAAUUAAAAACUUUUAGCCGUAAGUGCUAUGACCUACUUUUUUUAAAAACCCAUCUUAGUUCUGUGAUUGCAUCACACCUUAAGACUUUCACCAGCACCAAGAGAAAUCCGAAUGGAAGAAAUGACCUUCUGUUGGUCUUGUUCACUUUAAAACUUUGUGCACAUAGGCCUUAGCACUUUGACAGAUAAAACUCUGCCUUUUAGCUCCCUCUCACUAUCGUCUUUAUUCCUCUCACUUUUAGACUGUUCCUUUCAUUGGUUGUAUAAAACUACCUUCUUCAGAAUUGAAUGUAUAAUGUUUCUGCACAUGGGCAAAUUGUAUUUUAUCUUAACGACUCAUUUCAGUUGAAUAAAGGCAUACAGUUUUACUUUA
Prionailurus viverrinus (fishing cat) is the source of this 13063-nucleotide messenger RNA. It is a transcript of the gene ASXL2, whose product is annotated as ASXL transcriptional regulator 2. The transcript has 13 exons. Gene Ontology annotation, molecular function: DNA binding; peroxisome proliferator activated receptor binding; chromatin binding. The record is from RefSeq and is a predicted model, not a curated record. Bases 278 to 4627 code for a protein of 1449 amino acids. Gene Ontology annotation, cellular component: PR-DUB complex. Gene Ontology annotation, biological process: animal organ morphogenesis; positive regulation of transcription by RNA polymerase II. Lineage: Eukaryota; Metazoa; Chordata; Mammalia; Carnivora; Felidae.